This is a messenger RNA of Sclerotinia sclerotiorum 1980 UF-70, 189 nucleotides long. RefSeq lists its product with no specific name. The transcript has 2 exons. NCBI's taxonomy places the organism in Eukaryota, Fungi, Ascomycota, Leotiomycetes, Helotiales, Sclerotiniaceae. Bases 1 to 189 code for a protein of 62 amino acids. The record is from RefSeq and is a predicted model, not a curated record.
AUGUGUGAUUUUCACAGCAUCACAAAUUUCGGAAAGCGAACGCCAAUCUAUGUUGGCAACUUCAAGGUAUAUCGUAGUCGGAGCUUUACCUCAAAUUCUACCAAUUCAGAACCUUCAGUUAAAAGGCGGCUUUCCUCUUCCUCUUCUGGAGAAUCGUUACAGCAGGAGGAUACACUUCAUCAUUCUUGA